This is a messenger RNA of Aspergillus calidoustus, 858 nucleotides long. Lineage: Eukaryota; Fungi; Ascomycota; Eurotiomycetes; Eurotiales; Aspergillaceae. The record is from the annotation of a GenBank genome assembly.
AUGGCCGGAUCUAGUCUCGCAUCUGGCAUUAUUGGAGGUGCUGCCUCAAGGGUGGCCGGGAAUGUGAUGGAUGAUGAUCCUAUCCUAAUAGCAUUAUAUCACCCACAAACAGGGCAACGCGUCUUUCGUCAGGCCAUUAUGGCAUUUCUUGACACCCAUCUUGAGCCGAUUAUCAAGGACAUAAUGAGAAACAAUCGACGAGCACCAGAAAGACAGGUCCUUAACCUGGAACUGACGGGCGAUCUGGCGAUUCUGACAGCGUCUGUCACAGAGGAAUCCCGGCUCUUCAUAGAACUCCGCUUUGAGGUAAUCCCAAACGACGACGCUCAGCCAAGGCCGCUUGAGCAAGGCAUACCUCCACCAGAACUUCCUCAACACCACCAGGGAGUCAGAGAAGCCUACAUUCUACCUCGCAGAGCUCCAGGCGUUCUUGAUGGGGCCGCAAAGUCUGGCGGCAAUGGUUUGCUCCUUGGAGCCAUUGCAGCCUGCCUGGCGCCGAUAUCUCCAGCAUUUCAAGCGUGGUAUUUUGUCCGCACGGUGCCAGGGUUGAAUAUGGGUGCAUUUGUCGGGCUUCCAACCUUGUCCGGAUUCGGUGCAGCGGCAGCAGAGGUAGUAAACCCUGCGUCCCCAUCAGCCACCAUGGUGUCCUGGGUUGAUUUUGCUGCUGAAUUUGGAUUGCACAUCAAUCGUGUCAUCGAGUGUGCUGCACGCAACGGAGUCGGCUUACACUACUACGUUGCCGCUGGGUAUCGCCAGAGAAUUGGCGCUGAGCAUCAUCAGCCCGUUAACAUCCUCCCAGGAGUCAACGCUGGGAAUACUACGGGACUCUGGUAUUUACGCCAAUUUCCAGACGGUUAG